Seriola dumerili (greater amberjack) is the source of this 11669-nucleotide messenger RNA. RefSeq names its product apolipoprotein B-100-like (gene apobb.1). The transcript is spliced from 29 exons. Gene Ontology annotation, biological process: cholesterol homeostasis; cholesterol transport; lipoprotein transport. Gene Ontology annotation, molecular function: cholesterol transfer activity; low-density lipoprotein particle receptor binding. The record is from RefSeq and is a predicted model, not a curated record. Gene Ontology annotation, cellular component: low-density lipoprotein particle; mature chylomicron; very-low-density lipoprotein particle. Bases 1 to 11424 code for a protein of 3807 amino acids. NCBI's taxonomy places the organism in Eukaryota, Metazoa, Chordata, Actinopteri, Carangiformes, Carangidae.
AUGGGGGACUCAAAGCUCUGCCUUUUGCUGCUCCUUAGUACAUCUGCCUUGGCUUUUGCCCAAGAUGAAGAUCAGCCAGCCUGCCUGUUGGCCAAAAGGUACAAGACUUUACACAAGUAUGAAUACCAAUAUGAAGCUGAAUCUUUGAAUGCCAUCAACGGAGCUUCACCGCUCAAGAACGGACCCAGGGCCUUUUGCAUGGUUGAAAUUGAAGUGCCUCAGACUUGCAGUUUCAUCGUCCGCACCACUGGCUGUAGCCUGAGUGAGGUGGUCGACAUGGACGCAGAGGGCAACCCUGUGUUCAGACCUGCACCUGGCUCUGACGCCUUUGCUGCUGAAAUGGAAAUGUAUCCUCUGAAGGUUGUGGUUGAGGGUGUGUACGAUGUUAAACUGUACCCUGAGGAUGGUGAGACAACAACCAUCCUGAACAUCAAGAGGGGUAUCAUCUCUGCCCUGGCUGUACCUCUGGUGGAGGAAGACAAGAACAAGAAUAUGCCCACUAUCCAUGGCAAGUGCAAGACCUAUUACACCAUAAACGCGAGAGAGGACAUUGCUACUGACAUCAGCCUGAACAGGGAUCUGUCCAGAUGUGACAAAUUUGUCCCAAUGAGAGAUUACACCAGCCCCCUGGCACUUAUCUCUGGCAUGCACUACCCUCUUGCUCAGCUGGUCAGAAGCUCCCAGACCUGCAACUACAAAUUCGACAAUGAGAAGAAACACAUGACCUCUGGCUCCUGCACUGAGAACCACAUCCUCAUUCCCUUCUCACACAAGGGAGAAUAUGGAGUUACCAAUGUUGGGAAGCAAGAGCUGACUCUGGUUCAGGUUUCUCCUCACAACGACAGAGUCUUUGAUCACAGUGACAUUGUCAAGGGUCUUCACAUGGAGGCUGUUGAGGACAAGAGUGCUGUCCAGGAUAAAGAUGCAGGUCUGAACCUCCUAAGAGAACUGGCCAAUCUGCCCGAGACCGAGGGUGAGAGGAGGGCCCACCUCUUCCACAAGCUUGUCACCAUGUUCCGUGGAAUGAAGGCCGAGACCCUGAGUCCCGCUAUUCCUGAGGCUAUUGCUGUGUCCCGUGUCCUGACCUACCAGGUUCUGGCGCAGUGUGGAACCCCUGAGUGCAGCAGUGCUAUCAUGCAGAUUCUCAGGACUUUAGAAAGCUCUUCACUCGAGGUUGAUGCUGCUGUUUUUGCUUUGGGACUCAUGUCCAAUCCCUCUGCCCUCCUGAUCAAUGACAUGCUUGAGAUGGCCAAAUACAAGUCCAGCAAGCCCAUCAUGUAUGCCCUGAGCAAUGUUAUCAAGAGGUUUUACAAAGCUGAAGGAAAACUGAUCCCUGAGAUUCACGCUGUGGCUGAGUUCAUGGCUGCCCAGCUGGGUGAUUGUUCUGGUGACAAGGACAACACUUUCAUGACACUGAGGGUAAUUGGAAACAUGGCUCCAGCUGUGGUACCUGCUAGUCCUGCACUAAGAUCUGCUGUGAUUCAGUGUGUGAACCAACCUGCAGCUUCCCUGGCUGUGCAGCAGGCUGCCAUCCAAGUGUACAGGCUGACUCCCGUCCCUGAGGAGAGCAGAGAGGUUCUCAUGCAAGUGCUUUUGGACAGCACCAGCCCCGUGCAAAAGCGUAUUGCUGCCUACCUGGUACUUAUGAAGGACCCCCAGCCACAUGAAGUGGCCCAGCUGGCUAAUGCCUUGACCAAUGAGCAGGACAAACAAGUCAAGAGCUUUGUCAUCUCCCACAUUACUAACAUUUUGUCCUCAACGGAGCCUGAGACCCAAAGCCUGAGACAGAGGAUUCAUGAGGCCCUGCAGGGUAAUGAGAUUGGGCCCAUUAUGGACCCCAUCAAGUUCUCUCGCAACUACAAAAUUGGAUCUGUAGAGGGCAACAUGAUAUUUGAGGGUACCAGCUAUCUGCCCAAGGAGCUCAUGCUUGAAAUGACUCUGAAAGCAUUUGGCUAUGAAAUUGACAUGAUGGAGAUCGGUAUGGAGGGCAAAGGAUUUGAGCCAACUGUUGAGGCCCUGUUUGGAGAGAAUGGCUUCUUCCCUGACACUGCCCUGAAGACAAUGUACUUUGUCUCUGAUAACAUGCCACUCAGAGUCAAUGAGAUCCUGCAGAAUAUGCUGCCUGCUAUGAAGAAGGACAGGAUGAAGAGACAGGCAUCCCAGAACUUGAUGAGGGAGAUUGGACGCAACCUCAACAAACUGGUGAGGGAACUGAAUGCUGCACAGUCUCCUGAGGCAAUGGUUUAUCUGAGACUUCUGGGAAAUGAGCUGGGAUAUCUGAGGAGCAAUGAAAUGGAGGAGAUGGCGUACUCUGCUGCCAUGAUGAUUGACAGCAUGUUCAAGAUGUUCCCUAGUGAUCUAAUGAAGGCUUUGAUGACUAAUGCUGACAACACAAUCUUUGCCCAUUACAUCUUCAUGGACAAUGAAUUCUUCCUGCCUACUGUAACUGGUGUUCCUCUGAGGAUUGCACUGUCUGGUACUUUCACCCCUGGUAUCAAGGGUGGAAUUAAGAUUGCUCGUGACAUGAGCGAAGUUACCUUCAUGCCCUCCGCUGGCAUUGAGUUUGUAACUCAGGUUGGCUCCCACAUCCCUGAAUAUGUCAAUUCUGGAUUAGAGAUGCACACCAACAUUUUCCAUGAGAGUGGGCUCAGUGCCAAGAUCUCCAUGGGACGUGAAAAUGUCAAGCUGACCAUCCCUGCACCAAUGAGGCCUACAAAGCUCAUCAAAAUGACAAACACCCUGGUGGCAGUAACUGGAUCAGAGGUGAGGACCAUUCCCCCUAUGGUGAUGGACAAGGUGGAUGUUAAUGAGUGCACUCCCGUCUUCGCUGGAAUGAAAUAUUGCACAGCUCUGCAGUACAUUGAUGCUUUCUCUCAAGAGACAGCCCCCUACUUCCCCUUCACUGGAGACAGCAAAUUUGCUAUGGAGCUCCACCCUACUGGUGAAGUCACUGAGUACACAGCCACUGUUGCCUACGAGCUCCUCAGGGAGGGAGACGAGGGACGGCAGAAGGUUGACUCUGUGAAGUUCAUUCUGAGGGCUGAAGGUGUAGAUCCCACUGAAGCCAGGGCAAUCAUGAAAUAUAACAGAAGGAAGAAUGUGAUCACUGCUGACAUCCAGAUCCCUGACUACGAUGUGGAGGCUGGACUCAGGCUGGGUGUUGUUGAUGGAAACACCAAGGGCAAAGGAACUCACUCAGUCUCUCUGGACUUCAUAAAUAAGAAUAUACCUCAGCUCUCCCUGGUUGGCCGUGCCAAUCUGAAGGCCAUGAAGGAAGGUAUGCUGCAAGUCCAGCUUCUUGUCCCAUCAAUCAAUACCGAUGCCACUGUCACAGCUAACAUGAAGCGUGAUGAAGAAUUGGAAAUGGAGCUAAAGAGUGAAAUCAAGUUCAUGGACGCCACCUCUGAGCAGAAAAUUGCAUUGAAAUAUGAUUCCAAGGAGAUUGAGGUUGAGCUCAAGUCUAAUGUGAACACUGAGACCACCAUCUUGCCAAACGCUGAAAUAUUUCAGAAUUAUGGCAACGAGCUUCUUGACAUGCAGGUUGGGCAGACCGACAUGAAAGUCCGUCACAUCUUCAAGAAGUUUGUGGAGGCAGCAAACAACUACAUGGAAAAAUAUGGUGCCGAGUUCCCUUACAUUCAGAACUUCAGACUACCUGAUAUGCCUGAGAUUUCCCUGCCAGAGACACUGUUCCUGAAUACUGAGGCAAAGGCUAUUUACUACUUCAACAAUGAGCGCUUCACCAUCGUUAUCCCUCUCCCUCUUGGAGGAAAGUCAACAGAGGAGCUUAACUUCCCACCAGCUUUGACCACACCUAGCAUGUCUCUACCCCAGUUUGGACUGGAUAUUGUCUCCAUGGAGAUCCCCAUCCCAGAGCUUGUUGUCCCUGAGAGCUUUACUCUGUCUAUUCCUCUUUUUGGCAAAGCUGAAGUUUACGCUCUGAUGAGGAGCAACCUGUAUGACAUGGAGGCCUCAAUGGCCGCUGGCAAAGAUGUUGUGGAAACUCCAAGCUACUCAGCGAAGUUUGAUGUGAAAGGAACCUCCCCACUUGAAAUCCUUUCAAUAAAGAUUGAAGGCUCAGGAAUGUUGUCCACCACUGAUUCCAUUAAGGCCCAGUUGAAGAGCUUUUUGGCCCAUAAAUUCAUUGAAGCCAGUGUUAGUAUCACUGAGGAUGUAACCAUCACUGACAAAAUCCAUUUGAGAUCAAACAGCAAGAUUGAAGCCACAAGUCCGUUUGGUCUCAAUUUUGCACUAGAGCACACGGGUAUGGCAGGAAUCAAUACUGAAGAAAUCUCUGCAGAUAACAACUUUGAGGGAAUGUUCAAGGCUGGACUUAUGUACGGCAAGACCACUUCGACCCAGUCAGUUACCAUCUUCCCAUUCAGGCCAGUGGCAAAGAUUGAUUCUAUUGUUCAGUUUGACUCCACAAUUGUUAGGGGCCAAAACACAUUUACAGCAUCCCUUGCCAAUGGUGAAUUCUCAGUUGUAUCCAACACCAAUGCCUUUGAAGAUGUCUUGACACAUGUUGUUGAGCUUUACUUCAAAGACAGUAAGCUGUCACUAAAAUGUGAUGCAAAUGCACUUGCUCUUGGCAUGAAGAUCCGCAACCAAGCUGAAGCCUCUGCUGGUGCCGGUGAAGUCGUCAUGAGGAUGGAGACAAAUGCAGACCACUCUGAAAACCGGGUUUACUCUCUGCUGACUGCCUCUCUUGAUGCCAAUGGUUUGGCUGUAAACAGUGAUGCCUCAAUGAAGCUUCUUGAGAAUGAGGCUAAUCACAAGGCAACUCUAAGGAUGAACAAGGACGGGUUGACCACAAGUGGAACAACCACCCUGCAGAGCCCCCUGUCCCUAGAAAACACUUUCAAUGCUGGGCUUGACACUUCAAGAGCUACUUUAUCCAUUACCAACAAGGCUGCAAUGCAGAACAUCAAGGUUGACAAUGCCAACAAUCUCAUCAUUACUCUUUCUAGCCUUGACUUUAACUCAAAGGCUGAAGCCAUAGCAAGUGAGUAUGCCACUUAUGCUCAUGAUAUCACCAUCGACCUGAAACCCUACACUGCUUCUGCAAAUGUUAACAACAACCUGAAAGUUCUGGCUGCCAACUUCAUUAAUGAGGCUCAGCUGCAGGCAGAGUUUUACAAGAUGGACCUGACUGGAAGCCUAAAAGCUAUCUAUGGCGAGCAAGAGAUCAAACACACCUAUCAGGUAAAUUAUGCCGAUAUGACUGCUAUUGCAAAGUGCAGCACCACUGGAAAACUCUUGGGAACUCACAUGAACCACAACACCGAGCUUGAAGUUGUCGGUCUUGCUGCCAGGAUCACCAACGAUGCCCGUUUCAACUCACAGGCAAUGCGCUUUGAUCACACCAUCCGUUGCAGCAUUGUUCCUUUUGAUUUCAACCUUGAUGCCAUCUUUAAUGCUGAUGGAGACAUCACCAUGUAUGGAAAGCACAGUGCCCAGCUCUAUGGCAAGUUCCUCCUUAAAGCACAACCCCUGGCUUUUGCUAGUUCACAUGAGUGCAGAGCAUCAGUCACACAGCUUCUAGAUAAUGGUUUUUCCCUUGAGACAACAUUUGACAACAAGAUGGACACUGUUCUGUCAUUCCAAGAGCAGAAGACCAGUUUUAGAAUGAAGUCCAAAAUGAAUGAGCAUGCCUUUAAUCAGGACAUGAGUGUUUACAAUACUGCUGAGAGAACUGGAAUUGAGCUUUCUGGCACCAUUCUCACAAGCGUCCUCAACACAGACUCCACAGACAACCAGGAAUUCACCAUCUCUGGCUUCCUCAAGUAUGACAAGAACACAGACAGUCAUAUAAUUCAGAUCCCUCUAAUUAAAACUCUUCCUGUCCUCUUGGAAAGCAUGAAGGGCUUUGUUGUGCGUAUUGCAGAAGCACUGCAAAACUACAUCAACAAUGAGGAGAUAAUGACUAAACUUGAGGCUCUCCCCCAGCAUAUAAAUGGCUUAAUUUCUCAACUCAAUAUAGAAGGCAAGAUAAAUCAACUGAACCAGUAUUUCAAUGAUUUCACCCAAGAAUAUGCCAUCACCAUGGAGGAUGUGGAGGCCUCUUUGAGAAUCCUGGAGGUUACAGUUAAAAAACUGCUGGCUGAUCUCACCGUUUACAUCCAACACUUUGCUGGUAUGAUGAAGGAGAUUAUUAUUAGCGGCACCCUCCCUGAAACCCUCAUUCAGAAUAUCCAGCAACAGCUGAAUGCCUUGACUGAAGAUUAUGACAUCAAGUCUAUGGUUAUAUAUGUGAUUGAUACCAUAAGAGAAAUGGUCCAGCAGAUUGACUUGGAAAAACUGAAGGACAGCAGCAUUGCAUUCCUGUAUGACAUCGAUGCCAAGUAUGAAAUUAAGGCUAAACUUCAAACAAUCAUGAGUGAUAUGAAAGGAGUAAUUGAGACCUUUGACAUGCAGACAUUUGCUGCAGAGAUGAAGAGCUUCAUUUCAUCUAUCAAUUUCAAAGCUCACAUUGAGGAACUAGUUAGUCAGAUUCCCACAGACAUUCUCACUGAUAUAACACAUUAUAUUAGGAAAAUGAUAGAGGACCUUGACAUCCUAGGUAAGAUCAACACAUUCUAUGCCAAGAUGAGAGAGAUGAUUGUAAAGUUUGAGGCUGACAAAAAGGUUCAAGCUGUCUUGGAAAAGGCUGUGGAGCUCAUCAAGAAGUUCAGAAUUGAGGAAACCAUCAGUGCUGUAGUCAAGAUGGUGAGGGAUGCAGACAUACCUACCAAAUUCAUGCAAGUCUUCGAGAGUGCUAUCAACUACUUGAAAUCAACUGAGGUCAAGGAUAUAAUUCAACAUCUGAAUGUGUACAUUGAAACUAUUGUGCAAAGGCUUAACUCACUGAAUUACAAUGACUUUGUGGAUUAUGCCAAUCAAAUUAUUGCGGAGUACACAUCUUACCUGAAUCAUCUGAUCAAGGCUCUUGAAAUCCCCCAGAAACUUGAGGCAACAAGAAAUUUUGUCAAUGUUGUCUUAUCCUCUGUUAGAGACUUAAUGGAACAGCUGAGAGAAAUCAAAAUUGCAGAAAUUAUAAAAUCUGUAAAGGAUAUCAUUGACGAGGUUGUGCUGGAUAACCUCAAGAGAUCUGCUGAAUUUGUAAAACGGGAAAUUACAAAUCUGGAUGUCAAAUUUGUGACUGAGUUUUAUCUGGAAUCAGUGAGACAGUACUACAUGAGUGCAAUAAACAUCAUCACUGAUAUGUUCUCCGGUAUGGUUAACAUCAUAAAGACGGUGGCACCUGAGCAAAAAAUCAUCAGUGAGAUUCAGCAGAUCAUCAAUGGCCUGAUUAUGGAACUGAAGAAAGCCGAGUUGACCAUGCCAUCCUUCAUCAUUCCUUUCACUGAUCUUCUUAUGCCUUCCAUGACAUUCAGCAUGGACAAGCUCGAACAGUUUGAAAUCCCAACACAGAUGGACAUCCCUGAAUUCACCAUUCUAGGCUUCUACAAUGUAAAAGCCACUACAAUUUCCAUUGAUGAGAUCAAGCAGAGAAUCAUUGAACUUAUUGAUUUUAUUGUAAACUUUGACAUCAAAAUGCCUGAUGUGGAUGCUUUCUUUGGAGACCUGACCAUGAGCUACCUUCCCACUAUGGCUGACAUAACCUUCCCAGAAAUCACUCUUCCUGAGAUGUCAUUCCCUUCCAUCCCCCAAGUUCCCGUAGAAAAGCUUGUCAAGUCUCUUCAGGUUCCUGAGAUCAAACUACCAACCAUUCCAAGUGAGAUCAUGGUCCCAUGCUUUGGUAAAAUCUAUGGUGAGAUCAAAUUCCUCACUCCCAUCUACACCGUCAAGACGUCUGCUGAGUUCCAAAACUCCACUGAGAAUGAAAUGACACCUAAGUUCACUGGAGCCCUUACCUCCCAGGCCACAUCUCCAAGUUUUGAAUUUCUUAAUUACAAACUUGAGUCCACUGCCCGUAUUGCAAUCCCAAAAAUGAGUCGUGUUGUUGUAGCUGAAACUCUGAAGUUCCAGCAUCUGGCUCUUCGAGUUGAACAUCAGGCAUCUGUAACUCUCUAUGGCCUAUCAGGCCAGGCCCAAGCCAAGACUGCAGUUAAGGUUGCCACUAUACCUUACACUGCUGACUUUAUGAACACAGCCUUUAUUGCUAUGGAAGGAGGAAUGUCUGCUUCUCUUGAUACAACUUACACUCAUGUAGUGGACCUGCCAAUUUUCAAUGUCAGAAGUGAGGCCACUGUUACCCAGAAAUCAAUCGCUCGCCAAGAAGGCCUCACUUUCACCCUAACAGUUGAAAAUUCAGGCACUGGCAAGGUUAAUGCUGAUGAUGGCACCCACAAGAGCAAGUUGAAUUUGUCACUCACUCCCAGCAUUAUCACUCUAACUUUCUAUGGUGACACAGACUCUACCAUCUUAAAGAUGAAACAGCAAAUUGUUGUUGAAUCUGGCACCUUUACCUACUUCAAGUUCAAUAUGCGCAAUGAGGCAGAAGCACCAGUCAUUAAGAACAGUAUUCUAGUGGCAUCUGGACACGCCAACCUUUAUGAUUUGAAGGUUGAGCUGAAAGCAACCCAUGACACAGAACUUUAUGGUGCAGUCAGUGGAGUCCUGUCCAAUGGAAUCAACAUUGUAGUCCGUCCUGUUGAGUUUGUCUUCGAAUUCCAAAACAAAGGAAAUGCCAAGGUCAACAUUUUUGAAACUCUGACUGCUAAGAUAGAUUUGCAGAAUGAUUACUCAGCCAUCUUGAAACCCGAUAGCCAACAGAUGAACACAGUAGCUCUAGCUCGCCUUAAUCAGUACAAAAUAUUCUACAACUUCACUGUUGACAACAAUGAAAAUGAGGCUGGCAUCUUCGUUGCUUUUGAUGGUGAGGCCAAUGUUGACUUCCUGACAUUCCCCAUCAGCAUUCCUGAGAUUGAUCUGCCUUUUGUUGACUUCCAUACUCCAGCUAUUAGUAAUCUGAAUUUGUAUGAGCAGACUGGACUGAAGAACAUUUUAACUACCACUGAGCAGACUGUUGAUGUAGAUGCCAAGAUUGUUUACCAAAAAAGCCAGAGUGCUCCGCUUGUUGAUAUGAUGGGUCUGAUCCAGAUUCCCUCUGUGGGUAACCUGAUCACAGAACUGUCCUUCAAGUCUGCCAUUAUCAAUCUGAAUGUCAAUGCUCAACUGUAUACUGAGGAUGACCUUGUGUUCCGUCUGGGAGCUACCACAGCCUCUGUGUUUGAGAGUCUACAAGCCAAACUUGAUGGCACCACCAGCCUGACCACCAAGAGAGGAAUCAAGUUGGCCAAUUCCCUGUCCCUUGAAAAUCGUCACAUUGAAGGCACUCAUGACAGCACCAUCAGUAUGAGUACUGAAACAUUUGAACCUACAGUCUCUGUGGCUACUAAUGCAAAGAUUGCCUUGCCUAUACUCCGUCUGGAAGCAAAUCAAUAUUUGGUUGCAGACACCAAAACCAAAGCAAAUGCUGUCUCCACCUUGAGGAUGAAGGCUGAUUUCAACAUCCCUAUGAUCAAGGCUAUUGGAAAGGCUGAGGCUGACCACAGUCUGAAGCUGGAGGGAACCUUUGAGUACAUUUCCAUGGAGUCAUCCACCAAAGCAAACAUUGAUGGCACUGCACUUGAGGACUAUCUCGUUGUGGGAGUCCUGGAUAAUGAGGUUAAUCUGUACCUGAAUAAUAAUGGCCUACGCUCCACCUCCAAGAUUAUUGCCGAUGCCAAGCUUAACUAUGGCACCAACAAACUCAUUGGCUUGGACGUAAAUGAGAAUCUUGCUGUUGAUGCUUCCCUGAGCCAUGUGUAUGCAGUGCUGAAAUAUACUGGCAACAAUGAGGCAAACCUGUUCAAUUUCAACACCAUUGGGAAACAUAUUGCCCAGGUAACCAUUGACUUUACACCAAUGUCUUCCUUGACUGCGGAUAUUGAGAUUGAUAUCUCUCAGCCAAGCAGCCUGGGUGAACUCACCAUCUUUGAGAAAACUGUUGCUGAUGUAACAGCUGCCAAACAGAAGAUCUCUACCAAUGCCAAGUUUGUGAGCCCACUGUACACCACAAACCUUGCAGCUGUAGUAGAGGGCAACGCUCCUGUCUUCAUAGUCACCUUUAAGUCCUCUGCAACCUCUGUCAUUGUCUUCUUGGAAUAUGACAUGGAUGCGUCAACUACUGCAAACUUCGAGAACGAAGCUCUGAACAUGAUUAGCAAAGUUGUCCUGACACAUAGUGACCUGAGCAUGGAUGUCAAUCACAUCAUUACCCAGGCCUUGAGGAGAAAGCGCCAGGCUGAUGACAGUGUUUCUCACCACACCCUGAAUGUGGACAUAACCAGUCCUACUUUCACCGAUGUGAAUCUCCGGUAUGCUGCUCGAAGAGAUGGCAUCAGUGCCUCAGUAUCAACCCCUUCCACUGGCUUCCUGGGCCUUCAAUUCAAUGGCAGAGUCCCAUCUGAGAUUAGUGCAAGAGUCUAUGGUCGUUAUCCUUCUAUCCCAGACUCUGAUGUUGACAUAUUGGUCAUCAGAUCAUCUUCAAGGGAUGCUAAUAAGAUGAACUUGCAGAUUGCCUACAAUAUGGAGGCACCAAAAGUAAUGCUGAAUGAGCUCAAGAUGAAAAUCCCCUCCAUCAUCUCUACAUUCAAAAUGUUUAUGGACAAGUACCAGAUCACAAGGAACAUGGACGAGUUAAAAAACUCUGUUGUUACCCGCAUCACCGAGGCCUAUAAUGCUGCAAUCAGUUAUGACAGUCAAAUGAGCCAGUUGUCAAUCUUCUUCAGGAACAUCAUUGUCGAAUACCAGAAGACUGUCCAGGUCUUCCUGGAUGCAGUCAUCAAGGUCUUGAGGGAGACCCGGUUCAAACUGCCUAGUUCUGAUGAGAUGACCACUCUGCCUGAGGUCCUGAAGAAGCUGACCAGCAGCAUUGCAGCUAUGCUAGAUGUAAUCACCAACAUCAUCUAUGAAAAUAUGGAAGUCUACUAUAAUGCCUUUUUUGAGAAGAUCAGCAGCAUGAAACUACGCAUGCCAAUUGGUGAUGCGAUCAAUGGAGCCCAGACCAUGGAUCAGGUCAAAACAAGCUUCAGGAAAAUGUUUGAUGAACUGGUGGACUUUGUGAAAAAUAUGGAGAGUCUUGACACAAUGUUAGUAAAGAUAGGUGAGACCCUAAAGGCUAUUGUUGAGAAAUCACAGGAGUUUGUUGACUCUGUCCAAUCUGACUAUUUAGAUGCAUUGUUCAUUAACAUCAAUAUCAUCUAUCUUGAACUUGUCACAGUCAUAAAGAAUGUUAUUGACCAGAGCUCUGCCUUAAAUAUGGAACAGCUCAGCAAUGCAUUUGAGUACAUUAUGGACAUGUUCAUUUAUGUAGUUGACCAGUUCAAUAACACUGCUUAUGGUUUCCUGCAGCAAGCUUCAGAGGAGGCACAAACCUAUAUGAAAGUUAGUCAAGGAAGGCUUGAGCUUGACCUUCUGUUUCCCUUCCAACAAUGAGGAACCCUCUCAGAGGCAUAAGUCCAUAUGAAAGACUACCAUCUGUUCAGAACACAUGCUUGGAAGGAGUAUGGACAAUUAGCUCUUUAACCAUAUUUAUAACAAUGAAUUUAACAGAAACACCUGUUGUAUCGUUUUAAUGUAGAUGGUUUAUUGUGUACAAACACUGAACAUGUUACAUUUUACUGAAACUCACUUUCCUGCAAGAGUAAAAAAAACUCAAUAAAAUACAACAACGCAGUCUA